Messenger RNA from Magnolia sinica, 3113 nucleotides. Its product is annotated as glutamate receptor 2.9-like. The record is from RefSeq and is a predicted model, not a curated record. Gene Ontology annotation, molecular function: signaling receptor activity; ligand-gated monoatomic ion channel activity. The coding region runs from base 289 to 2922 and encodes 877 amino acids. Gene Ontology annotation, cellular component: plasma membrane. The transcript has 5 exons. NCBI's taxonomy places the organism in Eukaryota, Viridiplantae, Streptophyta, Magnoliopsida, Magnoliales, Magnoliaceae.
UUGGUGUUGACCUUCUUGAUGCAAGUUAGUGUUGACCUCCGAUGCAAUAGGCAGUUCUUAUAAUAAAAAAUGUAUUUUCGUUCCUUCACAACAAGUGUCGAUUUAUCAUAUCAGCCAUGAGGGAUACAGAAUACGUAUCGGCCAAUACAUCUUGUAAUGACUGAUAUUUUAAACGUUCAUCUUAAGUAAUUCACCAAAGAAAAGAAAAUUUAGCUUAGACCGUCGAAACCCCCUCUUUUUCUCAUCUUCAUCUUCAUCAAAACCAACCAAGAAUCUUUGUAGAUAGAAAUGCCUUGUACUCUUCUCAUUUUCUUCACCUUUCUCUUUCUACUCAAAGCAAUAACAAUAAAUAGCCAAGACGAAAAUAGUAAGGAAAAACAUUUCAUCGGCAGCAUCGGCGCCGUCAUAGAUUCUGGCACUCGUGCUGGUAAAGAAGAGAGAAUAGCUCUAGAAAUAGCAGUGGAAGAUCUCUUUCACUCUACCAGCUACAACCCAGUUCUGCACGUAAGAGAUUCGCAUGGGAAUCCCCUUCGAACAGCUUCCGCCGUGGUAGAACUCAUUGACAAGGACCAAGUUCAAGCAAUCGUCGGCCUGCUGACUUGGCAGGAAGUUGCGUUAGUCGAUGAGAUGGAUGAAAGAUCCAAAGAAGUGCCGAUCAUUUCGUUAGCAGAGCUGGCAGUGACCCCACCAUCAGCAUCUCUCCGAUGGCCUUCAUUAGUUCAGAUGUCGACUGAUAUCUCCAUACAAAUGCAAUGCGUGGCCGCCAUCAUUGGUUCAUAUCGUUGGCGAAGAGUAAUCGCAAUAUAUGAAGACAAGGCCUAUGGUGGGGAUCCUGGAAUAAUCACCCUUCUCUCUGAUGCCCUUCAAGAUGUGGGAUCAGAGAUUGAACGGUACUCGGCUCUACCGCCUCUCACUUCUCUAUCCAACCCAAAAACCGUCAUCCGAGAAGAACUAGAGAAAUUGAAGAACAGUAGUCAUUGCACGGUCUUCAUCGUCUUGCGAUCAUCACAGCCGUUAGCGGGACAUCUCUUCAUUGAGGCGAAGAAAAUGGGAAUGAUGAAGAAAGGUUAUGUAUGGAUAGCUACCGAAACCAUUACAAGUCUCCUCGAUUCCGUCAACUCCCCCACCAUCUCUUCAAUGCAAGGUGUUAUUGGAAUCAAGACCUACUUCUCUGAAUCCAGUCCAUCAUUUCAAGACUUCUACUCAAGAUUUCGGCGCAAGUUCCGAACAGAAUAUCCAGAAGAAGAAGAACCAAAUCCAGACCCAGGAAUCUCAGCUCUCCGUGCUUACGAUGCUGUGUGGGCCAUCAAUCAUGGAACUAAUAACAAAUCAAGCUCUGGCCGAAGCUUAUUAGAUGGAAUCUUAUCAAGCAAUUUCAAGGGACUGGGCGGUGAAAUCCGAUUCAAAGACGGCAAGUUAGCAAAUGCGCCUGUUUUCCAGAUCGUGAAUGUGGUCGGAAGGAGUUACAGAGAGAUCGGACACUGGUCGCCAUUAUUCGGUUUCUCCGAAAAUGCGACCGGAGAAGGAAGUGCAGAGUUGGGGCAGGUCUUCUGGCCCGGUGGCCCACCUUCAAUUCCAAGUGGAUGGACGGCCACAAUGGAUUUGGUGGCUGAUGAAAAGAAGCUGAGGAUUGGAGUGCCAGCGAAAUCGGCUUUCACUCAGUUUGUGAAGGUGAGCUACGAUGGGUCUCGGAACAAGACAUACAUUACUGGAUUUUCUGUGAGAGUGUUUGAAGCUGCUGUGAAGCGUCUGCCGUAUCAUUUGCCAUACGAGCUCGUCCCCUACAAUGGCUCCUACGACGAAAUGGUGAAACAGGUGUACCUCAAGACCUUUGAUGCAGCGGUCGGCGAUACGGAAAUCUUGUCCGACCGAUAUCAGUACGCAGAAUUUUCACAGCCGUACAUGGAAUCCGGACUAACGAUGGUGGUGACGGUUAAGCCGGAGAAAGUGCGGAGGGCCUGGAUAUUCAUGAAGCCGUUCACGAAAUCGAUGUGGGUCCUGAUCGGAGCAAUGAACUUAUUCGUUGGAACGGUGAUCUGGUUAAUCGAGAGAGACACCAGCGUCGAGUUCGGCGGAGGCACGUUUGGCGACCAGAUUGGGACAAUGCUCUGGUUCGCAAUUUCAACCAACUUCUUCGCACACAGGGAGCCGCUUCAGAGCAACUUAUCGCGGCUGGUGGUGGCGACAUGGCUCUUCGUAGUUCUCAUCCUAUCAUCGAACUACACCGCCAAUCUCUCAGCGAUGCUCACAGUAUCAGAUCUUGGACCGAGCGUCGCUGACGUCGCUUUCCUCCAGAGGACUCAAGCAGCGGUUGGCUGCAAUGAAAACUCCUUCAUAGGGAAGUAUUUGGAGGCGCUGGGCUUCAGUCCAUAUAAUAUUAAGAGAAUCGCGUCCAUUGAUGACUAUCCUGAGAAACUAUCCAACGGUGAGAUUGCCGCGGCCUUCUUAGGGGCCCCACAUGCCAGGGUAUUCCUUGCCAAGUACUGUAAAGGCUACACCAUGGCUGGACCUUCCUACAAGCUCAGCGGAUUUGGAUUUGUGUUUCCAAAGGGCUCGGCAUUGGCAUCCGAUGUAUCAGAGGCGAUACUACGAGUAAUGGAGAGCGGAGAAAUGCAGGAGUUAGAGAAAGGACUGCUAUCCUCUUCCAAGUGCUCGAUAUCACCGUCUACCGCAGACGAUAUAAACAGUUUCGGUGUGAGUGCCUUCUGGGGCCUCAUCCUCAUUGUAGUUAGUGUUUGUGUUGGUGCACUUGUUGUAUUCUACCUGCGACGCCAACUCCCAAAGUAUAUGGAGCUUUGGAGGUCCACGAUGUUGAUGGACCCAACAAUAUGGAGGUGGGCAUUGGGCCCCAUUUCUUCCUACUAUAUGAAAUCCAGGAUCCUACUUCCCGUGGGCUGUCCGAGCUCAGGGACUGCCUGCUGACGGAUCUACUGUCCUGAGAAGAUGGCCAUUGUCGAGCAUGACAAUGCAGAUCGACGUUGUCCGCAAGAUAGGGUCACCAACAAUGGAUAGUGUUCUGUAUGCGUGCAUGUUGGGGUAUUGUAUUGUAGCUGGAUACUGUGUAUAUAUAUUGUAUAAUGGGGUUUCUUAGACCUCCACCCAUCAUAAGGUGG